UUUUGUUCUAAAACCCGCUAAUUUCCGAAGUGAAGUGUUGGGGGGGGGAUGGUUCUCAGAGCUUCAGGAACGCGAACCCAGAGACUUUCCCCAUGCUGAAUCUGGCGCUGUGAAUGUCCAGGCUCAGUUGUGCCGGGACGCUCUGGAAGGGGCGGGGUGGUUUGGGCUGGCGGCUAAAUUACAGGCCCGGGAAUUCAACUGUUUGUAUCUUAGCAUUGGCAUGCAUGAUUACAAAGGAAAAAGGUGUCGUUUACAUGGAGUGGGGGCUGGUGGAGAGUGAGGUGAAUGUGCCGUUUUGAAACCAAAGGACAAUAAGCGCUUCCUCUCUCCCCAUUCGAGACCCUCCCGCGGGCCCGGCGGCCGCCUCUGGACUGUCCGGAGAGAACAUGGCGGCCCCCGGAGCCCGGGGCUGCAGCCUCGCGGGUCUGCUCCCGGCGCAGACCUCGCUGGAGUACGCCCUGCUCGACGCCGUCACCCAGGAGGAGAAGGACAGCCUGGUCUACCAGUAUCUACAGAAGGUGGACGGCUGGGAGCAGGACUUGUCAGUGCCCGAGUUUCCGGAAGGAUUAGAAUGGCUGAACACAGAAGAGCCUAUUUCUGUCUACAAGGAUCUGUGUGGAAAAGUAGUCAUCCUUGAUUUCUUCACCUACUGCUGCAUAAACUGUAUUCAUCUAUUGCCUGAUCUUCAUGCAUUAGAACACACAUACUCUGAUAAAGAUGGUCUUCUGAUUGUUGGUGUUCACUCGGCUAAGUUUCCAAAUGAAAAAGUCCUGGAUAACAUUAAGAGCGCUGUUCUUCGAUACAACAUCACCCACCCUGUGGUUAAUGAUGCAGAUGCCAGUCUUUGGCAAGAACUAGAAAUUUCCUGCUGGCCAACUCUGGUCAUACUUGGACCCCGUGGAAAUAUGUUAUUUUCUUUGAUUGGAGAGGGACACAAAGAUAAAUUAUUUUUAUAUACUUCCAUAGCUUUAAAGUAUUACAAAGACAAGGGACAGAUCAGAGAUAAUAAAAUUGAAGUAAAACUCUAUAAAGAUUCUUUGCCACCUUCACCAUUGCUGUUCCCUGGCAAAGUAACAGUAGACCAUGUUUCUAAUAGAUUGGUAAUAGCAGACACUGGACAUCAUAGAAUUUUGGUCGUCUGGAAGAAUGGACAAAUUCAGUACAGCAUUGGAGGACCCAACCCUGGAAGAAAAGAUGGAAUAUUUUCAGAGUCAACUUUUAAUUCACCACAGGGUGUAGCCAUAAGGAAUAAUAUCAUCUACGUAGCAGAUACUGAAAACCACCUUAUAAGGAAGAUUGAUCUAGAAGCUGAGAUGGUGAGCACUGUAGCUGGCAUUGGAAUUCAAGGUACAGAUAAAGAAGGUGGAGCUCAGGGAGAAGAACAACCCAUUAGCUCUCCUUGGGAUGUAGUUUUUGGAACGUCAGGUUCAGAGGUCCAAACAGAUGACAUUCUGUGGAUAGCCAUGGCAGGGACUCAUCAGAUAUGGGCACUGCUACUGGACUGUGGCAGACUACCAAAGAAAAAUGAGCUGAAAAAAGGAACCUGCCUUCGGUUUGCUGGAAGCGGAAAUGAAGAGAACCGAAAUAAUGCAUAUCCUCACAAGGCAGGCUUUGCCCAGCCUUCAGGUCUCUCUCUGGCCCCCGGAGAUCCCUGGAGCUGCCUGUUUGUCGCAGACAGUGAGAGCAGCACGGUGAGAACGGUCUCGCUGAGAGACGGAGCCGUGAAGCACCUCGUGGGAGGAGAAAGAGAUCCCAUGAAUUUAUUUGCUUUUGGUGAUGUUGAUGGAGAAGGAAUCAAUGCCAAGCUUCAGCACCCACUUGGAGUAACUUGGGACAAGAAAAGGAAUCUACUUUAUGUGGCAGACUCUUAUAAUCACAAGAUUAAAGUUGUGGAUCCAAAAACAAAAAACUGCUCAACAUUAGCAGGAACCGGAGACGCAAGUAACGUUAUCACUUCCAGCUUUACCGAGUCAACUUUUAAUGAACCAGGAGGCUUGUGUAUUGGAGAGAAUGGCCAGUUAUAUGUAGCAGACACCAAUAAUCAUCAGAUUAAAGUGAUGGAUUUAGAAACAAAAACGAUUUCUGUGCUCCCAGUCUUCAGACCUGACAAUGCUGUGGUAGAUGGCCCAUUCCUGGUCGAGAAACGAAAGACAUUGCCCAAACUGCCUAAAUCUGCUCCAAACAUUAGACUUUCUCCAGUGGCUGCAUCACCAGGCCAGACUCUCCAGUUCAGACUAAGAUUAGACCUCCCAUCAGGAGCAGAGCUGACCGAAGGGGUACCCAGUUGUUGGUUUCUAACAGCUGAAGGCAAUGAAUGGCUUCUUCAAGGACAGAUACCCUCUGGAGAAAUAGAGAGCAUUUCCAGUCAACCAGCGAUCUCACUGCAGAUUCCUGGAGAUUGCUUGUCCCUUGAAGCCGUGAUAUCUAUCAGCGUGUUCCUUUAUUACUGUAGCGCAGACAGCAAUGCCUGUAUGAUGAAGGGAAUUUUGUUCAGUCAGCCUUUACAGAUAAGCCGUGCACACCAAGGGUGCAUCGCUCCAGUGGAGCUCAAGUAUGGAUUUUAACAAGCCAGUUAGCCACCCAGCCACUGUCCUCCAUCCUCAUCAUCACUGUAACUUAGGAAAAGCAGCUUUAUUUCUGCCUCUGGAUACCAAGGAACCCACUGCUCAGUUCUAGCAACUGGUUUUAAAAUAAAGCUAUGCUCCAUAUUUACUUAUCUAGUAUAAACAAAUUCCUUCAUUCUGGCUGUGUACCAGUUAAAUCACUGACCAUCAUUUGAACCAUGAUUUUGUAAUCCCUGCUGCUAUUUGGCACAAAACUUAAAUCCACACUGUAGUCUAGAAUAUUACCAUGAACAUAAUUCGCAGUGAAUACUGAUAAUGAAACCAAAUAUUUUAACUAACUUUUUCUACCUUUAUUAGUAUCAAGGAGCACAUUUGAAUAUACACAUUUCACAAUAACUUUAAACAGAACCCAAGAUCCAGGACACCUGCCAUUCAAAGCCUAAGGUCUGUUUAAGCCACAAAAAAAAAAAAAGUCUUUACAUCACAGUAGAAACAGAAUAUCUGGGUGGUAAAUAUGUUCUUUGUUCUCUUCUGUGAUUCUCUCAGUUGAGAGUGAUUUAAAAGAGAAUUUCUACUUUUAUUAUAAAUUGCUAUUUUAACAUACCAUGAUUAAUGCCUUAUAACUCUAUUCAGAAAAAGUAUGUCAGAGGAUGUACAGACUCCUUUGAGUCCCCAGAGAUACUAUAGUUUUCACAGAGAAAAGGACUUUGAGACCUAUUACUGUCUGUGAUACUAUUUACGAUAAAAAAUCAAUUGUGACAGCUGAAUCUGAGUCAAUGGGCAUAUAUGCUAUCUUAGAGGUUUAAAUUUCACUUAGAAGCACUAAGAUAUGCAGAUUGGUUGGGGUUUGGGUUUUUUGAUUCCUGUAUUCAGAACUUAAAUUAUGAUCAUUUAUUGUGAUGUUUUUAAAAAUCACUUUUAAGCCUUCAAAGAAAAUUUUAGUGUGAAGCACUUUCGUGCUAUUAAUAUGUAUAUAUAUUUAUUACUCUUUAAAAUAUUAGGGCUGAAACAUACAGGGAUUUAAUGACACUGGGGUUAUUUUUAACCCAUAAAGAAAUUGUCACUAGAAGAUACUGAAAGUUUUUUCUUUAUCAUUUCCCUUUAUAACUAUUUAAAAGCCUAUUCUUGGUUUUACUAUAAUUGAUUCAAUAUGUUUGUGAUUUAAGCAGCUUAUAGAAUUUUGAAAAUGUCAGGUAAACUAUAUUUAUCCAAUAAAUAUUUAUAGACAAGAUGGCAUAAUAUGUCUUUCCCUUCAAAAGCAAAUUAGAAGUGUGAUCUCUGGAGGACCAUCAUCUGCCCCUUUUUCUUUUUGAAAUAUUGUUUUGAACAUACUAGCUUUAUUUACUCAGGUUACCUAAACCUCUGAAGUAAGGAAGUAUGUAGUACUGACUUUGAUUCAAUUUGUAACCUGCUAAAGCUAUUUUUAAAGAGUUGUAUAAAUGUAAAGUUAAAAAGAAUCUUGUUUAAAAUUAUAUAUAAUUAACCUCAUAAACCUUUUCUUCCCACAAAAGAAUUCUGUAAUAAAGGGAUGUAUAACAUUAAUACUCUCUUUUACAGAGAAUAGGCUGAAGUCAUGUUUUAAUCUCAUUUGAAAUAUACUUCUCAUUUCCAGUUGGACAUGAUGAGAAUAUUUUCACUCCCUGGGAAAGAAGUAUAUGCAGUUUUAAUCUAAUUCAGAAAUACCUGAUAAUUAAUUUUUCAAUAUAAUAUGCAAACACACAUAUAGUUUUAUAUUAUGUUUCUCAGAAUCUAGUAAUAUUCUUUUUGUCUAGACAGUUUUCAGUUAGUAUUAAGCUUAUACUUUUCUUUGCAAAGUAUGGGUUAUUAAACAUUCUUAUUCUUACCCAGUCACCAGUCUGCGCCAUUUUACAUUAAAAAUAUUAUUUCUAUGGAUUUAGUAUGAUUUUUUGUAAAUCCUACUAAAGCAGUAUAAAUAGGUUCCUAGAACUUAUGACUAACAUAAACCUCUUACAUAAGAGGAAGCACUAGAAAGUUUUAUUUUUAAAAACUUGAUCCUUGGCUGGCUUCUGCUUUCUAUAAGGACUUCCAUAUUGUUUUUUUAACUUUUGCUUCUCUUCUUGUAUAAAUUAUGCCCAGUGAUAGUUUAAAAAGAGUAAGUAUAAGUCAUCUUAAAGUGCCAGUAAUGUGGCAUCACACACACUUUGACAUCAUUCCUAGAAUCUUGGACCUAAAUUAUUGUGCUGCUUUGUCACUUUUUCCACCACUCUUUGUGAUGUCCUUUCACAAGUGGUAGAACUUUCUUUCCCUGAAUUUAUACUCAGGAUUAGUAUGAUCCCUGAAAAGAAUUUUGCUUAUCUUAAAUAUGCUGCCUCAAGCAAAUAUUUAAUCUAUUCACAAGGAAAAACUUAACAGUUUAAUCACCCGUAAGUGUAACUUUGAUAAAGUUCAAUGACUACCAAACAAUUUUCUCCUUACCUGUUUUUUGGGGGGGGGGGGGGGCGGGUUCUGAACAAAAGUUUUUUUUUUAUGUUAUGUUAAUCCCCAUACAUUACAUUAUUUCUCCUUAACUGUUCUAAUACACUAUAGUUCUGGUAUUAUUGGGUCUGCAGAAAGCUAUAAUCUUAACACAGCCAAAAAAAAUUCCCAUGUGUGGAUGAGAGUAACACAGAUCAAGAAUCCCCACCUAAGUUUCUCUCACAGGCAGGAUAGUUUUGAGUUAAUAUCACUGAAAUAACCUACUCUCUGCUUGUUUUUCCAUGUUGGAAAAUUUAGGAAAAUAUUGAAAAUAUAUAUCAGUAAUAAUUUUCUGCCUGCACAAAAUUUAUUAGUUUAUUAUAUCUGCCAAUUAAAAAGACUUCAGUCUGACCAUUGUAUUUGGCAUCAUGUUUAAGAACAAUUAUCAGAAAAUUCCAUAGUUCACAAUUGCAUAAAAAUAUGUGGAGAGGAAUUAUGUCAACAGUGGUUCUCCUGAGUGAUGAAAUUAUGAAUAUUUUAAUUCUACUUGUAUUUUUUUUCAGUGAACAAUGUGUUAUUUUCAGAAAAAGAAAACUGGAAGCAAUUUUUAAAGAUCUAAAGUGAACUGAGUUAUAAGCACUGAUGUAACUUUUCUAAAGUCAUCCUUAUUACCAAGGAUCAGAACAUAGUUUGGAGCCCUUUGUUCUGUUGGUUCUCUUAAUUAUGUGAUUUGGUGAAGACAGAAAUGAUCAUGACUUUUUCUUCUGGGGGUUUUAUAGCGUAAUGUGGUAUAGUGGUUGAGAGCAUGUGCUUUGCAGGCUCUAGGAUUCUAACCGUAUACAGUGGGGCUCUUCUACCUGUUUUAUGGGGGUCACUGUAAGGCUUCAAUAGUGUUUGUAUUUAGUAAUUAAUGGAACUGCUAGUUAUUCACUUAGUUAAUAAUGAUAAUAAUUUAUGACCAUAAACACAUAGCUUGACAUUUUCUUUGCAACUACAAUUUCUAAAGGAAAAUAUUUCUCAGCCAACUAUUUGAUAAGUUAAUAAUCUCCAUGGAGCUGGGAUUCAGGAAGAGAAACGGUUUUAUAAUAAAGUAUAUUACUACUUUAUAAAUGAUGUUAUAGUUAGAAACCUACAGUUUUAUGAAAAUUUUCUUAAACAGACCCAGGACUACGAGUCAUAUACUUCCUUUGAGAGGGUCCAGACAGACUCACCCUACACCCCAUUCCUGUAACACACUGAUGGUGCUUUACAAAGUCUUCAAAGUGCCUUCAUGCAUUUUGCCUCAUUUGAGCUUCAAAGUAACCUAUGAAUCGGACAAGUAGAUGUUACAUCCAUUUUACAGAUGUGAAAAUGUGGGUGACAUAACUCAAGUUCUCAGAAUAAUGCCUGAUGCUGGAGUGGGGCCUGGCGUGGGCUGUUGCUCAGCCAAUUGCGUGGAGUGACUAAAAGGUGAAUAGUGAGUGACUUAUGUUUUAUCUGAAUAUAGGUCUCCUAAUUCCUACCUCUAUUCCUAGAUGGAGAGUGAAAACAAACUGCAGAAUUAAGAAAGAGUACGUACUUCUGUGAAUGCUUUCUUCAGCCUCUGUGAAGUAUUUAAAUAAAGUAAUACAAAUAGCUGAAUUUAUUGAGUGCUUACUAUGUGCCUGGCACUUUUCUAAGUGCUUUUUAUGCAUUAACUCAUUUAAUCCUUACAACAGCCUUCUGAGAGAGAUACUGUUUUUCCUUAUCUCCCCGAUGAUGAAACUGAAACAACAAAGUUCUAAGCAGUUACGUAGAUUCGAGAUCACACAUUUAGGAAGUGGCCGGGCCUGGAUGAGUCUGCUCCACUACCAUACUACUCUGCCUCUCCAGAGUCGGGGUUUUUUAGACCUCAGUCUUUCAAAGCUAUAUAUAGUAAAUAGUAAUCAAAGAAUCCAAAAAGUCCUAGUGAUGAUUGUUUUUUAAAUUUAAGUUAAAUCCAUUUAACUAUUAGCUCUUUGGACUUUUCAUUUUACCCUCUUAGGAACAGUCUGUAUACUUUUGUUUCCCAAAAGAUUUUAUGUACCAUUCUUUCUUAAAUUCGAAUAUUAUCCAGAAUUUUUCUUGGCAGACAGAUGUAUUAAAGAAUUAAGUAGAUUUUCAGUGUUAGUUCCAACAAUGCUAUUUUAAUUGGUCUUCAAAAGGUAAUUAUAAGACCUUGUCAUAAAGGAUAACUGAAUUUUUAGCACAAGGCUGUCUCAGACCCUAAACAUCUUCAUAUUUAAGAACAUUCUGUUUUUAAUAACUAAAGUGAGUUCUAGAAGCAUAAUAUUUGGCCAACCUGUUAACACACAUAAAGCACAUAAAGUUCUCUGCCUACUUGCUUCGUAAAUGACACUGGAAUGAGAACCUCCACCCCAGUGACUCAAAUAUAUGUGAUUCUAUUACAGUAAAGUUUUCACCAGGUCAGCCUAUUCUAGAGUUAGGUACUGACAGGAACGAAGUAAAAUUUUAUAUACCACUGUGGUUCAUGAUCAUCCAGGAACAAGAUUAUAAACAUCUUUUCAUUAGAUAGUCUGCUAAUUUAAUUAGAAUGUGUUAAUUGUUAUAAAAUCCCAUUCCUGAAACCCAUUAGGAAAUGUACAACUUAAAAAGUAACUAUUGUGUCAUACUUCAGAAGUAGAAUUCACUAUUAAUCACCAAGACUCCUCUUCCUCCUGGGGCACAUACAUAGUUUAUUUAAAUGAAUUCACGCUAACCAAAAGUCACUGUUUUGUCCUAAAUAAUUAGAAGUUUGUUUUCCCCAUUUCCUUGCAAUAGGAUAAUCUAAAAGAACAGUAUUACACAGUAGGGGCUUACUGAUCUGCCUGCAUGUGUUCCGUGACCAGGAAACCUUGGCCCUUCUCCACCAGACCUGCAGGUUCCCCUGGCUGCUUCUGGCCUCCCGGCAGCCAGUCUGACCACAGAGGGCCUGGGUACAGUGGACCAGGAGGCCGCGCUAGGCAGCUUUUCUGAUUGCAACCCUUCCAUUUUUCCGUGUGCUGAUUUGGUUUAAUUGUUUUCAAAGGUUAGAGCUGGAAAGUGAGAACUCUACAUCCUUGCUGUGGAAUGUUUGCCUAGAGUUCUCCACUGUCCGGUAUGUCCCUCUUCGAGGCAUGUCGCUCUCAAGUACACCAAGGGGUGUUUUGUUGUGUUGAGAGCCCCCAACCAAAAGGAAAGAAUCACAGGUAUUUCCAAAUAGGCCUCCCUGCCUGUACCAGCAACUGUGUCCUAAAAGACACUAAACGAACAUAAACUGAGGCCUUUUUGUGACUGUCAGGGCAUGGUACGAAUUCCUUCUUUUAGUAGCAACUGACAGAGCUGGUGUUUCUUAGUAAUACAGAGUGAAGCAAAAUCUGUUAAUGUUGAAACUUGAGACUGAAUGACAUGGACAAUUUAUUGCCUUUGGUUUUAAUAUACUUGGUUACAUACUAAGAUUUGAAAUACAGUGACAUGAGACCUCAAUGCUGAGAAGUAGGAAAAAAAAUCGGCCUUCAGAUUUAAAUAUGCCCAGUUUAGACAGUCUUUUUAUGAUUAUCUACCGUGCUAUGCUCAUGAGAAAUAUAUGCUAAAGUAUACAGGGCAAAACAGUUUGAUAAAGUAUGGUAAUGAAGGGUAAAAAUAGACAUGUUCCUAUCUGAAAAUGUAGAAGGACUCUGCCAUGUAACAAUCUUUUGUUAGAAUUUGUGGUCAUUACAAUCGUGCUGUGAGCAUCUACAGGAUGGGCUGCCUGCGCCGUUCAUUAUACCAUUCAAAACUAACGAGUUUUUGCUUGUAUAGGGUUGAAAUGUGCUGUUCAUGCAUGCCUAUGAUAUUCAUCAUCCAAAUUUACCUGUAAAACAUACAUUACCACUUCCUCUCCACACCUUAGACUUCCCUUUCUUUAAAAACAACAGUAGUUUCUGUAGAAGUUUCAGUGAGGAACUAUGGUUUCACAAAUAACAGAGCAGAUGGUUUUGUUGCAGUACAUUUUUUUUCUAGACUUCCUAAUGAGAUCUCAGUUUCCAGAGGAGAACAGUACUCCAUGUGAUUUAAAGAUUAAUUUCUCUCUAAUUUGCAAUAUACCUUCCUAAUAUUUUAGGAAUAUUUAGGUUAGUAUUUUUUUUAAAGAUUUGACGUUCCGUUAGGGCGCAUUGAGAACCAACUUAGAAAUGUUUUCGUUGCUGUGAUCACUUUACAUGUGGUUUAUAGACAAAUCAGAGUUUUCUGUGCGCUUGAGAUCUGUAUGUAUAAUACACUCCCAAAUUGUAACAUUUCAUAAAUUUGUGAAAUUUAGAGACUCAGACUCUGCUGUCUUUUGUGUGGAUAAAGUUGAUUUAUUUUUGAGAAUAGAGUUGGUCUGCUGUGCUGACUUCAUAUCUGUCAUUCCAAAGGUUUGAUUACAUUUAUUUUUUCCUCCAAAGAUAAAAAAUGCAAUGAAAUCCAAUUUAUAAUUUCAUAUACUGGUAUUUCCAUUCAUGCUCUAAUUCUAAAAAUUAAUGUGGUCUGCAUAUUUAAGUGUUUCAUGUAGACAGAUUACUAUAUUUUUACAACACUAUUUCUGCAUAUAUUUCAAGACUAUUUUCAGUGACUUUUUCAAGUACAUGUGUUAACAGAAGAUCAUAUAGAAUGAAUGUGUGCACCAGCCUUCAUUACCAACUCAAAAGAAGUGUAAUACGUGUGAUUAUAAAAGAAUGUAUUUAUACUGUACACUAAUGCCUAAUGCCUCUUUUCUAAAACUUUGCACUAUUUCAUGAAAUAGAUUAAAUAUUUUCU
Zalophus californianus (California sea lion) is the source of this 9731-nucleotide messenger RNA. It is a transcript of the gene NHLRC2, whose product is annotated as NHL repeat containing 2. Bases 387 to 2564 code for a protein of 725 amino acids. The transcript has 11 exons. The record is from RefSeq and is a predicted model, not a curated record. Gene Ontology annotation, molecular function: protein binding. NCBI's taxonomy places the organism in Eukaryota, Metazoa, Chordata, Mammalia, Carnivora, Otariidae.